Molecule: messenger RNA, 2076 nt
Organism: Raphanus sativus (radish)
Lineage: Eukaryota; Viridiplantae; Streptophyta; Magnoliopsida; Brassicales; Brassicaceae
Exons: 3
Coding region: 793-1788 (331 amino acids)
Cellular component (GO): membrane
Molecular function (GO): acetylglucosaminyltransferase activity
Source: RefSeq, a predicted model, not a curated record
UAAAAAUUCUAAUUAAUCACGUCUCCAAUAAAGUUAUAGCUAUACUUAUACGGCUUUACAUCGAUCGUCACAUUCACUCGUGAACAAUGUCGUCUCCAAGUUACCACACAAACAGCUUAUGCAAAUAUCUCGUGAUCUUAGGCAUCGUCGCAGUCUUCUUAACCCUCGUCUUCUUCAACCAAACCUACACCAUUUCAGAAUCUUUAUAUGGUAAUAUAUUCACCAUAAAAUGUCAAGAGAGGCUUCCGCAGCCUAAUGAGACUGCAACAAACAUGAGCCAUUUGAUGUUUGUGUUGGUGGGGAGCCCACGUACGUGGAAGAAUCGAAGAACUUACGUUGAAUCAUGGUGGAGACCAAACGUGACACGAGGCUAUAUCUUCAUGGAGGUGGAGCCGUCCGAAGAGUUACUGCCUUGGUCGCGGACCUUCCCGCCGUUUAGAGUCAGUGAAGACGUCAAGAAACUAAGAUUUUACCCGAAGCUCCAAAAACCAAGUCACACUCGGUUCUAUAGAGCCAUUCUCGAGACUUACAGGCUCAUGGACGAGGGUGUGAGAUGGUAUUACCAACUAUGAGUUUGACCUAAUGGUCAAAACUUUUAGAUAAUCUAAUAGUAGAAGUAUAAAGAAGCUAAGGAGUCAUUAGUUUAAUUUUUGGUUGGAAGAGUUCUUUUUUCUUAAGAAAAUUUAAUUUAAUAUGGUUUGGACCUUGCUCUAAGAGGAUAAACGAGCAUUCGGGUCGGUAAGUUACUAGUCACUCUAAAAAAAGGAAUUUAAAACUUGUAGUAAUAAAAAUAUGUGUUUUGUGUAUGAUAUUGCAAAAGUUUGUGAUCUAACUUUGUCCAAAAUGAAUAGGUAUGUGACGGGUGAUGAUGAUUCUCUUUUCUUCGUAGACAAUUUAGUGGAUGUGUUGUCAAAAUACGACCACACGAGACAACAUUACAUCGGAAUAAACUCGGAGACUAUAAAAUCAAACGUUUAUUUCGAUUUUAACAUGGGAUUUGGAGGAGGAGGAUACGCCUUAAGUUAUGCUCUGGUGGAGGCUUUGGUGGUAAAGUUGGAUGAAUGUGUUGAAAAAUAUCAUUUCAUUUGGGCAGUAGAUCAGAUACAAAGUCUUUGUUUGGCUGAUUUGGGCGUUGAUCUUACCCUCGAAAAAGGAUUUCAUCAGGUGGAUCUAUACGGUGACAUAUCAGGCUUCCUCUCGUCCCACCCAACGGCUCCUCUUGUCAGCCUCCACCACUUCGAUACUGUCACACCACUUUUCCCUGGCAUGGACCGUCCCGGCUCAGUCAUUCAUAUCAUGCAAGCAGCUAACGUAGACCAAUCACGGAUGCUACAACAGUCGAUAUGCCACUUUAGAGCAAGUAACUGGACUUUUUCGGUCUCGUGGGGAUACACUGUUCAUAUCUAUGAGAAUAUAUUCCCACGGAGCCACUUAAAGCUUCCCAUCGAGACAUUCCGUCCUUGGUACGGAGGACGGCCUCCUUUUUACAUGUUUAACACGAGACCGGUUUCUCGAGAUCCAUGUGAAGCUCCUCACUGGUUCUUCUUUGAUUCGAUUGAACAAGUGAGCGGAGGAGUUGUUACUUCUUACACAAGGAAGUUUAUUAGAAACAUGACUUCUUGUUCCUUUUCCGGGAAUAUCUCUGCUGAUCCUCUUGCUUCUAUCCAAGUCUUCUCUCCCAAAACUCCAAGACAGGGAAGAGAAGUGGAAUGUUGCGACGUGAAGUAUGAGGGUGAUGCUGCAAGUAUAAGACUUCGAGACUGUAGGAGAGACGAGAUCAUCGCCUAAUGAAAAAAGAGAGGCUUCCUAAAGAUUCAUAUGCUCAAGCAAAUUAACUACUUUGAUUGUUCUUUUGGUCCUAUUUCUUCUAAAUCAGUCGAUAAUUCCAUGUAAACCAAAAAUAUCCCAUCAAUCGAUAUAGUAUAUUAAGUGUGUGUGUGUGUGUUUUUAACAGAUUGAAAGAAACAAGAAAGUGUCAUAGCUAAGCUAGAAGGUCCAAGAUUGGUUGAGUUUACAACGGUAUGGUAAUCUAAAUGAGAUGGUUACUUGCAAUUAUGCAUAUAGAAAAGCAGCGUG